Penicillium argentinense is the source of this 1686-nucleotide messenger RNA. RefSeq names its product glycosyltransferase family 31 protein. The transcript has a single exon. The coding region runs from base 1 to 1686 and encodes 561 amino acids. Gene Ontology annotation, molecular function: acetylglucosaminyltransferase activity. NCBI's taxonomy places the organism in Eukaryota, Fungi, Ascomycota, Eurotiomycetes, Eurotiales, Aspergillaceae. Gene Ontology annotation, cellular component: membrane. The record is from RefSeq and is a predicted model, not a curated record.
AUGCUCUCGUGCCAGCGCAGCAGAACCACCAUUCUGCUGGCCUUCUUCCUGGCCUUGAUCUUCGUCUCGAUCCUGCGGGCCAGCCACGCCUCCAAAUACCUCCAGAAUAACCCUAAUAUCGAAAUUACUCCGGGGUCGCAAUCCCAAUCGCAAUCCGAGUCGGAGUCGCAGUCAACAACACAAUCACAGAAGCAGCAAUUGCAGCAACCGCAGCAACCCCCGAAACAACCUCAGUCCGAGGCGCAGGCGCCUCCGAAUGAUAUCCCGCUGCAAAAGGGUGCUCCUGCCCUCCCCGGAUCCGACCGGCUGUCGAAAUUGCAAAACUACGAGUGUAAUCUGGACCUGAACCUGCUUCGUCCCUACGGGUCGUACUACGAUGGCAAGGUGAAAUAUUCGCGGUGGGAUAUCGCGGUGGUGCGAUCGGAGAAGUUCAAGGGUUUCUCAGAGCAUCUGAACGUACCUCUGCCCGAGUCCGAGUUGCCGCCGUUGCAGCUGGAUAUCGACUCUGCCGAUCCGAAAAUUCAGUACCGGCCCCUCCGUCCCGAGACGUGCAAGCCCAUCGUUCUCGAGGCGCCUCCCGUGGAAACGGUCGAUGCCUCGCAUGUCUAUGUUGGGUUCGCCACGACCAUUGAGCGUCUGCAUGAUGAUCUGCCCGCCUUUGCGCACUGGGCUGCCAACACCAAAUUGCACAUGUUUGGUCUGUUGGAGGAGAUUGUCAUUGAAGAAGAUCUGGGCGAUGGCAAUGGCACGCAGACGCGCGUGAUUGAUCGCACCCCCGAGAUCAGAGAGAUGGAGCAGCGAGCCAAGGAUCUGGGCAUCCGAAUGACCCUGCUGACUUCCCCCGCCGAAUACACCGAUCGCUACUUCGCGUUGACUAAGGUGAUGUGGGAGAAUCGCGAUCUCGACACCAAGACCGAUUGGGCCGUCGUCAUUGACGACGACACCUUCUUCCCAUCCAUGGGCAACAUCAUCCACCACCUCAAGGCCUACGAUCCUUCCGAGAAGUGGUACAUCGGUGCCCCGACCGAGAGCUUCGAGCAACUCAAGGGAAACAUGUGGAUGGCCUUUGGCGGCGCGGGCAUCUUCAUGUCCAUGCCGCUGAUCGGAGAAAUGAUGGAAUCCUACGACUCCUGCGACGAGUGGAAGGGCCCUGGCGACCAGAAGAUCGCGCAGUGCGUCUACUGGCACACCAAAACUAAACUCACCUGGGAAAAGGGCCUCUUCCAACUCGACAUCCACCGCGACCCGUCCGGCUUCUUCGAGUCCGGCCGGCCCCUCCCGCUCUCCGUGCACCACUGGAAGUCUAACUUCCAUGUCGACAUGGUCGCGCUCAGCAAGGUCGCUGCUAUCUGCGGCGAUAACUGUCUCCUCAACCGCUGGCGGGUGGGAGAUUCGCGUGAGUGGUUCUUUACCAAUGGAUUCUCGCUAGUCAAGUACUCCUACCCGCUUGAUGACGAGGAUAUGAAGCGUAUGGAGUUUACCUGGGAAGAGGACUAUUGGUCGCCCAUGGAUGAUUACUCCUACAGUCUGGCGCCGCUGCGUGAUAUGGACUGGGAGAAGCUCUCGUUCCAGCUGCGGGAUGCUGUGGUGGAGGAUGAUGGUCGCCGGGUACGACAGAUCUACGUUCAUGAGCCGGACUUUUUGAUGAUGGGCCUGCCCACAUCCGGGAGGUGGUUUGGAAUUUGA